GAUCCCAAUCAGCGGUCGGUAACGGGCCGGGCUGCAGUCGGUUCAUUAGAGCGUUAAGGGCAGAGCCGACAUUAACCAAGGCUGCACACUCUUCCAGCGGGCUUUAAGAGCGCGAUAGUGGUUACAUAAGUGCAUCGCUGCCAGAAAUAGAGAGCCAUUGGGAGGGCACAACUCUACGAGGUAAUUAUUCGCAAUACAUAUAAAUUCAAUUUCACAACACGAUGUCUCGUGGUGCCGUGAUGUUGGCAGCUUUGCUGUUUCUGUAUUGUGGCCUACAGGAAGGCCAAUGCGCAAGGAUCCUAGCCCUGCUGAAUCUCGCGUCUCCGAGCCAUUACAUCUUCAACAGAGCGCUGCUCAUUGCUCUCGCUAACAAAGGCCACCAGGUGACGGUUGUAACUACAGAAGUUGAAAAACACCCUGUGCCCAAUAUGAAGACUAUUGUCAUGGACGGCAUCUACGAUACCAGCAUAGAGUAUAGAGAUCCAGUGUCCCUGACCGAAACGUCCGCUGUAGAGAUGACCUUCAUUACCUACGACUGGGGACAUUACAUGUGCGAAAAACAGCUUCAGUCUGCGGGGGCACAAGAACUGCUCAACUAUUCAUCAUCUGAAAAAUUCGAACUCAUUAUCACAGAGGCAGGCUGGGGGGAAUGUUUCUUUGGAUUCAUACACAAAUUUGGGUCGCCACCCGUUGUAGCAACUUCAGGAAUUGGAGUACCUCCUUGGAUAAGCCUCACAACUGGAAACCCAGAAAAUCCCUCGUACAUGCCGAAUUUCCUGCUUCCUUAUACAAGUCGCAUGAGUUUCUCUGAAAGAAUCUGCAAUUUCUUGACCCACAUUUUCGUGACGUUUCUGUACGAGUACAGCUACAUACCCAGACAAGAAGCCUUGGCAAGGAAGUAUUUCAAACAGGAUCUUCCUCCCUUUAUGGACAUAUGGAGGAACUUCAGUAUCGUUCUGGUGAACACCCUCGCUGGGCUGGACGAUCCGCGCCCGCUGUUGCCCAGUGUGGUUCCCAUUGGUGGGAUGCACAUCAAACCACAGCCUGAUCCCCUGCCGCAGGACCUGAAGACAUUCCUAGAUGAGGCAAAGGAUGGAUUCAUCUUCUUCAGCCUGGGUACCAAUCUGCGGAGUAACAAGAUGGCGCUAGACAAGCGACAGGCGUUCCUCGAGGCGUUCUCUGAACUGUCCCAGAGCGUACUAUGGAAAUUCGAGUCGGGCAUUCUGCCAGGAAAGCCGCCCAACUUAAAGAUAGGAAAAUGGCUGCCUCAAAGCGAUAUUCUAGCGCACCCGAACAUCCGGAUGUUCAUCACACAUUGUGGGAUGAUGAGUAGCGUGGAAGCCGCAUAUAGGGGAGUCCCCAUUGUGGGAAUCCCCUUCUUCUUGGAUCAGAAAGUCAACGCCAUGAAGUUUGUCAAGAGAGGGCUCGGAGUACAGCUCCAUUACGACAAGUUAACAAAGGAAAGCGUCCUCACAGCUGUGCGGGAAAUUCUGAACAAUGACAGUUACCGAACCAACAUGAGGAGGCUGUCCGCAGUGUUCAGGGAUCAGCCCCAGACGCCCCUUGACCGCGCAGUGUACUGGACGGAGUACGUCAUCAGACACAAGGGAGCUCCUCAUCUCAGAUCUGCAGCUGCUGAUCUCUCCUGGUACCAGUACCUGCUGCUUGAUGUGAUACUGGUCCUCUCCACUGGCGCGCUGCUAGUCGUGCUUAUCAGCUAUCUAGCACUCAGGACACUGUACAGGAUACUAACCAGGAAACCUACCAAAAAGGAAAAAACCAAAUGAUGAAACGUUAUUUAAUGACGAAAUUUCUUAUAACACGUAGGAUUUGAGAUUCUCAGAGCUGUGGUUAUGAAGGGCUGCAUCUUCUGGGGUACAACGCCAUGUAGUCUGUCGACAGUCAAACCGACGUUUCGGAGGAACAUGUCGCCUUCUUUUUCACGAUUCAAUAGUAAGCGAAUCAAGAAACUCUUUCACGCUAGUUUCUUGCUUAACUUGCUUUCCAACUAUGAAGACAGAGGCAACAAGUUCUUACGAAACGUCGGUCGAUUAUCAAUGGAAUGGACGGUAUUAUAUCCAAUAAUGUAGAAUUACUAUUGAGGUAAGUUUCUACACACACACACACACAUCAUAUUCAUCACUUUGGGUGCUAUUUGGGUUCGUACUGCAGUCGGGCUCACACAUUAACAAACAUGCGUUCACUGUUUUAUGAAUAAUGGUGUCUCGAAGAGGACAUACGCAACCGGAAACAUGUCACCAGAUCAAUAAUUUCUUUUUAGUUUAAAAUAUUUAAGGCUGAUAAACAUACUAGAAUUAAUACUCUCUAAAACUUUAGUAUGUUAAUAAAAUGAUUGAAUUUUGGGGCAUUA
This is a messenger RNA of Cryptotermes secundus, 2371 nucleotides long. RefSeq names its product UDP-glucuronosyltransferase 2A3. The coding region runs from base 222 to 1787 and encodes 521 amino acids. NCBI's taxonomy places the organism in Eukaryota, Metazoa, Arthropoda, Insecta, Blattodea, Kalotermitidae. The record is from RefSeq and is a predicted model, not a curated record. The transcript has 6 exons. Gene Ontology annotation, molecular function: UDP-glycosyltransferase activity.